UGACUUCUGCUGGAUAAUCCCAAUUUAUAAUCCUCCCAUCUCCCAUUUUUCCUUCAUUUUCUCUCUAUUUUCUAGGAAAGCACACACAAAAAGAACUUCACUCUUUUGAGUCUUCUUCUUUUCUCUAUAUCCUUAUGUAAACAUUUUUCCAUCUUGGUCUGUUUGGAGAAGUAGAAUAUUAAUUUAUACAGCAAAAAAAAAAAAAAAAACACUAUGGAAGGAGUGGUACAUACAGGCACUGAUGCCUCAGCUUUCAAGGAAUGUUUCUCUCUGACAUGGAAAAAUCCUUAUGUUCUUCGCCUUGCUUUCUCUGCUGGGAUUGGUGGACUUCUUUUCGGCUAUGACACCGGCGUGAUAUCAGGUGCUUUGCUUUACAUCAGAGAUGAUUUCAAGUCUGUGGAUCGACAAACUGUUUUACAGGAAAGUAUAGUGAGUAUGGCAGUUGCCGGAGCCAUAAUAGGAGCUGCGGUCGGAGGGUGGAUGAAUGAUCGGUUCGGAAGGAGAAUGGCAAUCCUUAUUGCUGAUUUCCUGUUUUUUAUUGGAGCUGUGGUAAUGGCUUCUGCCCCUAACCCUGCUCUGCUUAUCGUAGGCCGAGUUUUUGUGGGACUUGGCGUUGGAAUGGCAUCGAUGACAUCUCCUCUUUAUAUUUCCGAAGCAUCCCCUGCGAAAAUCCGUGGUGCCCUUGUUAGUACCAAUGGAUUUCUUAUCACCGGUGGCCAGUUCCUCUCUUACCUCAUCAACUUGGCUUUUACUAAUGCACCAGGGACGUGGAGGUGGAUGCUCGGGAUUGCAGGUCUUCCGGCACUUUUGCAGUUCAUUCUCAUGUUGCUUCUUCCAGAAUCACCUCGUUGGCUAUUCCGCAAGGGAAGAGAAGAAGAAGCCAAAGUGAUAUUGAGGAAAAUUUACCCAGCUGAUGAUGUUGAAAAAGAAAUUCAAGAUUUGAAAGAAUCGGUUGAGGCUGAAAUCAGGGAAGAAGGGUGUGCAAAAAUAAACAUAAUGAAACUGUUGAAAACCAAAACAGUGAGGAGAGGGCUCAUAGCUGGUGUUGGUCUCCAAGUUUUCCAACAAUUUGUUGGCAUAAACACAGUCAUGUAUUACAGUCCCACCAUUGUUCAGUUAGCUGGUUUUGCCUCUAACAAAACAGCACUUCUCCUUUCCCUUGUCACCGCCGGCCUCAACGCCUUAGGCUCCAUUGUAAGUAUAUACUUCAUUGACAGGACUGGGAGGAAGAAGCUGCUACUGAUCAGUUUGUUUGGAGUAGCAAUUUCACUUGGUCUUCUAGCAGGAGUUUUCCAUGAGACCACAUCCCACACUCCAAUGGUUAGCCGGAUUCAAACAUCUCACUUUUCAAAUUAUACAUGUCCUGAUUACAGUUCAGCUACAAACCCCGGUGCUUGGGACUGCAUGAAGUGUUUGAAGGCUUUAUCUCCAGAUUGUGGAUUCUGUGCUUCACCAACAGACAAGCUACUGCCAGGAGCAUGUCUGCUCUCAAAUGACACAGUUAAGGAUCUGUGUCAUGAUGAAAGUAGGCUAUGGUACACAAGGGGAUGUCCGAGCAAAUACGGAUGGCUUGCACUGGUCGGUCUAGCUCUCUACAUCAUAUUCUUCUCCCCAGGAAUGGGGACUGCACCAUGGAUAGUCAACUCAGAGAUUUAUCCCCUCAGGUUCAGAGGUGUAUGUGGUGGGAUUGCUGCAACUGCUAACUGGAUCUCGAAUCUCAUCGUGGCUCAGUCAUUUUUAUCGCUUACGGAAGCAAUAGGGACUUCCUGGACAUUCCUAAUAUUUGGAGUCAUCUCUGUGGUAGGCUUACUCUUUGUAAUUGUCUAUGUGCCAGAAACAAAAGGGCUGCCUAUUGAGGAGAUUGAGAAGAUGUUGGAAACUAGAAGUUUGCACUUCAGGUUCUGGGAGAAAAGUCAGAAACCACAAGAAAAGAAGAGCCAAGCAGUGUGAAUAAAUAUUAAGUAGUCAAAUCCCUAGGAAGAAUGCUGAAAUGUAAAAAUAUACCAAACCCUGAAAAUUUGAACACUACAUUCAGCAAUAGUGGAAUUAAUUUGAUAAUGAAAUCUGCUUUUGCUUUCUCUACAA
Gossypium raimondii (Peruvian cotton) is the source of this 2085-nucleotide messenger RNA. RefSeq names its product probable inositol transporter 2. Bases 214 to 1950 code for a protein of 578 amino acids. The transcript is spliced from 6 exons. The record is from RefSeq and is a predicted model, not a curated record. Gene Ontology annotation, molecular function: myo-inositol:proton symporter activity. Gene Ontology annotation, cellular component: membrane. Gene Ontology annotation, biological process: transmembrane transport. Lineage: Eukaryota; Viridiplantae; Streptophyta; Magnoliopsida; Malvales; Malvaceae.